Messenger RNA from Trachemys scripta elegans, 11976 nucleotides. RefSeq names its product PKHD1 ciliary IPT domain containing fibrocystin/polyductin (gene PKHD1). The coding region runs from base 287 to 11395 and encodes 3702 amino acids. The transcript is spliced from 60 exons. The record is from RefSeq and is a predicted model, not a curated record. Lineage: Eukaryota; Metazoa; Chordata; Testudines; Emydidae.
GUCUGGUAAGAUUCAGUUACCUGCAGAGCAAUUGGAGUUAGUGCUUAGAACACCCUUGUCCCAGAACAGCAACAAAAUCGAACCAAGCUGUCAGGUUCCAAAGGGAUGAAACCACAAAAGUUAUUCUGAAACCAGAGGUAGCUGUGUGCAUCUCUCAUCUGAGCAAUGGAAGAAAAGCACAUAGGAAAAGGGAAAGAGUGCGGGUACUAAAGCCACAUGCUAGACCUGUGAAGAUGUGAGCGAUCUCAGGGAAAAUCUCCUGUGCAGUUGAAGUCCAGGACCAGAGAUGAACACUUUGAUACCGUCCUUUUUGAACGUGGAGCUGCUGCUCUUUGCAGUGGCAUCUGCAAAGUUAUUCACUGAACCCCAGGAGGGCAGCCUUGCUGGAGGAACAUGGAUCACCCUGACAUUGGAUGGUCUGACAUCUCCCCAGUUACAGUUCAUGUACUCCACCAAUGGGUCUUUGCUGGAAGUGUCCCUAGUGAAUCCCAUUCUGCCUCCAGUACGGUGUGAUGUCCAUCCUGUAUAUUUCGAUGUAUCCAUCAUCAGAUGCAAAACGAGGUCCUCGCAGCAGGAGGGGCUGUACCAGCUGGAGGUGAUUGCCAAUGGGCAGGUGAUAAGCAACCUGGGUGGGAUGCCUUGUGACAACUGCACUUUCAAGUUUUCUAUUGCACAGACACCUGUGGUUUACCAAAUUAAUCCACCAUCUGGAGUCCCAGGAAACGUAAUACAAGUCUGCGGGCAGAUCAUUGCUGGAAGAUACGAAACCAUUGACUUCAAUGUUGACUAUAUUGAUGGCCCUGUUAUCCUCGAGGCAGAAGGAGACGGAUGGAUCAGCCUCUGUUCUUUUGCCAACAAGCAAACGAGAAGCAUCUAUCCCAUUCAGAUGGAUCAUGGAACGGGGACCUUACAGUGCCGUGUAGAAGGCAGCUAUAUUGGUUCGCAGAACGUUAGCUUUUCAGUGUUUAACAAAGGAAAGUCGAUGGUACACAAGGAUGCUUGGCUCAUCAGUGCCAAACAGGAGCUUUUCUUGUAUCAGACAUUCUCAGAGAUAGCAUCUGUGUUUCCAGUCUCGGGAAGCCUAGGAGGAGGAAGUGACCUCAUGAUCACAGGAGACUUCUUUGACCAGCCUGUGCAGGUCACAGUUGCAGGUGUUCCCUGUGAAAUCAAGCACUGUUCUCCCCGGAAGAUUACCUGCACUACUGGACCCAUUGAUGAAACCAGAAGACUUGCUGCACCCCAAGCAGGAAACAGAGGGCUUCUCUUUGAAGUCUGGGAUGAUGCAGCAGGCACUGAUCUAACUGAAACAGCCCCUGGAUAUAGAUGGCAGAUUGUUCCUAAUGCCAGCUCUCCAGAAAGAUUUCUCUCUCAGGCACAGCAGUCAUUCAGCUCACGACUACGUGGAUUCUUUGUGGCACCACAGACAAAUAAUUACACCUUCUGGAUUCAGGCAGAUGGCAGGGCUUCCUUGGACCUAAGCCUGUCAGAAGACCCAGGAAAAAAGGUGAAAGUUGCCUUUAUUCCUGCUGGUGCUUCUGAAUGGUCUGAGCACUGGGAGAAGAACUGGAGCAAGAGUUGGCAGCCAAAAUCCCAGAAAUUUGAGCUGAUGCGUGGCUCAAAGUACUACCUGGAAGCGCUGCAUCAUGGGAAGGCACCAAGCAGUGGGAUGCGAGUUGGGGUUCAGCUGCACAACACCUGGCUAAACCCUGAUGUGGUGAAUACCUAUCGCAGAGAGAGGCACGAAAUCCGGGCCAGUGCCCACCGGCUUCCGGAGAUACAGAUGCUGACUUUAUCCGGCACAGGAUGGUUCCGUAUUUCCUGGGACAAUGUAUCCAGCAACAUGAUGGCAACAAAUGCUACAGCUGAUCAGGUCCAAACAGUGAUCGAGGAGCUUCUUUCAGUAAAAUGUGAAACUGAGCCACUGUCUGCUAAAUUCCUUCUCCGGAAUGGAUUUGAGGAAGGCCAGAGAGACUCUGCCACUGAGGGACAUGUUGCCAGCUGGACAGAACCCUUUUGUGGAAGGUUCAGUAUUCACAGGCCAAAACAUCUUGUAAAAAUGUCUCCAUCAACUUUACCAAGAUACAACCUCACUGAGUACACACAUGUGUGCUUUGCAUAUAAAGGUUACGUGAGCGAUACCCUUUAUGUUUCGGUGUCCUAUAUCAACACCUUUCUAAAUACGGUGAAGAAGAAUCUUACUUGCCUGUGGAGUCUCAAUGAGACCAGCCCAGAAAGCUGGAAGUUCACGUGUGCUGAUCUCUGGAGGGGCUGUGUGAAUGGCUCUGAAUCCCUCCGGGACCUUGAAGCCAACUCACCGGUAUUUGUGCAUCAGAUCGACAUGCUGAUCCCUGAAAGAGAGGAGGAGACAUCUGGCUGGUUUUACCUUGAUGAAAUUAUCGUCUCAGAUAGAAACGUAGCUGUUUUUCAAAGGGAUCCCAGACCAGCUCGUCCGGGUGGAAAUGUUAUCCAAGAAGUAUCUGUGGUGGGGUCUCCCUCAACCUACAACGUGUCCUUUCUGGUGGCUGGCUGUGGCAGCAAUCUCCCUCUUCUGUCACUGAGAGGAGCUUUGCCCUCGGAGGGCUCAGAAGAGGAUCACCUGGCUGUGUCCACGGAAGGUGCAAAUGUCAGUCUGACAGUUCAGAGACUGCAAGCUGCAUCCCCACCCAUUGGCGGGACUUUCCGGAUCCUGCUGCCCAAUACAGUGAUAUCAGGUGUCCCGGUGCAUGUCUCCUCCCAUCACCUCCGUGAGCUCCUGCAAUGCAACUCAGAUAACUCCACAGGCCAGUACCUCAAUGCCAGUGAUUUCACUGUGACCAAGGACGUGAGCACUUGUUACCAAAAUGUAUGGACACUGACCUGGAACUCCAUGACUGGUGACUUGCCCAUUGUUAUUGAUGUCUCUGUUGAAAACCUCACAGGACUUAACCCAACCAUUGCAGCUCGUGUGGUUUAUGAUGGCGGCGUAUUUAUUGGACCAAUAUUUGGAGACAUGCUAGCUACCGCCAAUAACCACACGCAGGUGGUGGUGGUGGUGAAUGAUGUCCCAGCAAACUGCUCUGGUUCAUGUGCCUUUCAGUAUUCUCCGGAAGCAACCCCUUUAGUCAGCCAUGUGGAGUAUUCACCAGCUGAUGGACUCCACACCAGAGUUUAUAUCACAGGGUCUGGCUUUGCUGAGGACAGCCAAGCACUGCAGAUAAAGGUGAACCACACAACCUGCCAAGUCGCGACUUCAAAUCAAACGGCUAUAGUUUGCUGGAUGAACGUGUUACCAAUGGGACUGUACCAGGUUACAUUACUGGUGAGACCUUAUGGCUUUGCUCGCAAUGCCAGCAAAGGACAGGGCAUCUACCUGAGAGUUAGGCCCAGGCUGGAAGCUAUUGAACCUCCGACAGCGUCCGAGAUUGGAGGGUGCUCAGUGAUCCUCCGAGGGACUGGUUUUGACGGGAUAAGCGAGGUGUUGUUUGGAUCUCACUCUUGUCCAAUUAAUACCAACACCAGCAACUCAGUGAGGAUUGAAUGUGAAGUUCCCUCUCGGGGGGAUGAAGAAUAUGUUGUCCCUGUGACACUAACCGCUGGGUCCCAGUCUGCCACGUUCACUGAGGUGUUUAAGUACGAUCCUUCUUUAAAUCCAGCUGUUGUAUCACUGAGCAGAAACAGAAGCAUCACAGCAGGGCCCCAGUCACUCCAGAUUGGAAUAUCUUCAUUCGCAAAUUGUACUGGCCUGGAUGUACAGGUGAAAAUUGAGGACACUGUGGCACAGAUCCAAGCACGAACAGCCUAUGGCAUCGAUGUAGUACUGCCUGCCAUGGCAGAUGGAUGGUACAACCUUUCUGUCAUCAUCAAUGGCAUUGCAAUCGGCUCACAUGGAGUUGAUCCGUUCAUCCAGUACAACACUGAGAUCUUCAGCAUAGAGCCCUGCUGUGGCUCCAUUCUGGGUGGAACAAUCCUCACAAUCUCUGGAAAAGGCUUUAGCCAAAACCCUACCCUGGUUUCAGUCUUUAUAGGCACGCAAACCUGUGAUGUUACCCGCUUGGUGGAAGAGACAAUAUGGUGCCAGACCCCACCGGCUGCUGACUUCUCUAAUAUAGAGUCCCAGGACAUCUCUGUACUUGUGGGGAUGUUCAUUGGUAACAGAUCCUCUCCACUCCUUCCCUCCUGGAGCUUCCCAAAGAGGAAUAUCACCUUUACUUACCAGAUGGCUUUGACUCCGGUAGUUACCUCUGUGGAAGUAAACAUGAUGAAUGACAGCCUGUGGCUGAGCAUAGAAGGAAUAAAUAUAACUGGUUCAGUGGCUAAGCUGGGAGACUCUGAAUGUGAGCUGGAGUUUCAAUGCGACAAUGAAUCCAGAACCCUUUCUCAAUGCUCCUUCCCACUGAGCACUCUGGAACCUGGAAUCUAUCCCGUCAGAGUUCUCCAGAAGCAGCUGGGUUAUGCCAACAUGACAGCAACACUGCAGAACAUUACAUUAGUCCCAGAGGUAAAGGCCAUAAUUCCAUCACAAGGUUCAGCUUGUGGUGGGCUGUUGUUCACUAUAUCCGGUCUUGUUCUAAAAUCUAGGAGGAAUUCAGUUUGCGUGAGCCUGACGGGUAACUAUACUUGUGAGAUCCACAGUGUGGAUUACAACAGGAUCAUCUGUGCUCUUCUUCCAAGGGAACCUCCUCUGGAUGACUGGUGGUUGCCUGAUGCCUCUCAAGCCCUUAAUGUCACAGUGACGGUAAAUGGAAUCCAGAGUGUCUGCCCCACAGGCUGCACACUCCACCUUCUGAAAGAGUGGACCCCUAAGGUAGAUGCUGUGGUCUGGGAGAUCAAUGGGAUAUUGUCAUCUCUGCUGAUCAGAGGCCAGAGAUUAGCUUUGGCAACUGAUGAACUUGUGAUACAAGUGGACAACCGUGAUCCUUGUAACGUAACUUUCUGGAAUGAGACCAGCAUACAAUGCCAGACAGGCAGCCUUUCCCCAGGGGAGCACAGCCUUUCUGUGUCCAACAGAAGAAGCGGGCAUGCUUGCUUCAGCAGGGAAUCCCGUACCUUCACCGUCAUUCCUUGGGUGCUCAAAUUUUACCCCCAAAAUUUCAGUACCAAUGGUGGGGGCCUUCUUGCCAUACAAGGGGCAGCACUGAAAGGAAGGAACAGCACUUCCGUUCUUGUUGGGAACCGACCCUGCCUCAUUACAGAUGUCAGCUAUGUGGUUCUCCAGUGCUCUGUUCCUCUGGGCAAUGGGAUCCAUGCUUUAGAUCUAAAAAUAGAUGGCAUCUUGUACCACCUUGGUGAAAUAAGUUACAGUGAAGAGUUCACCCCCAUUUUCCUUUUCCUUCUGCCUCCGGUGGGUCUCCUUUUAACAAUGACUGUGUCACGGAUCACGGGGGUGGAAAGCAUGCACAUUUCCAUUGGGGACUCCCCCUGCACCAACAUCACUGGCAAUCACACCACUUUGCAAUGCUCGGCUCCCCGGCUUCCUGCUGGAGAAUACCGGGUCCUCGGCGGCGACUUCCUCCGAGGCUGGGCUUCGUCAAACUUGACAUUCACCUCUCAGUUUACUGUCACAUCGACACGCAACAACUGGGGUGGCCUGGGUGGAGGGGCAGUGCACGUGCGCGGCACUGGGUUUGCUCCAGGAAACACCUCCGUAACCAUCUGUGGCGCUCCCUGUGAAAUACUAGGUGACACAACGACGACCGAUGUGAGCUGCCUGGCCCCGCGCUUGGACGCGUCCUUGGCCGUUCUCUGUGGCCUGACCCAUCCUUCAGAAGACUGCAAAGGAGCUGGGACCACAUACAUCCAGUGUGACGUCCAUAUCACAGCAGGAGCGUACAGCCUAGCAGAAGCCAGGCCUUACAUAUACCUGUGUGACGACGACUCUCUGCUGGAUAACAGGACAAAAGUCAACUCACCCCAGGCGCUUUUUGCUGGCCUCUUUUUCAGCCCUAAAGUGGAAAGAGAUGAAGUUCUCAUCUAUAAUAGCUCCUGUAACAUUACCAUGGAAACUGAGGCAGAGAUGGAGUGUGAGGGAGCUAAUCAGCCAAUUACCGCCAAGAUUACUGAGAUACGGAAAAACUGGGGCCAGAACACUCAGGAGCAAAAGCCCAGGGCUGAUUUGGGUCUUGCUCGCACAGCCCUUCACAAGCACAAAUCCGUCAGGGGCCCUGAUCCUGCACCUGACUCGCCUGGAGCCUCGUUGACUAAUGAGGCCCCAAGCUGCUGCACGGAGGUCGACCGGUGUGGAGCUAAUACAGUGUGCGCCGCUGGUUAUGGCUAUUUCUUUCAUCUCUCGCCUGAGGGACCAUCACAAACUCCUCUUCUCGCCUUCAGUAAGAACACAGCCCAUUCCUGCACAAGGUACGGUCUCCUGGUGUAUCCAGAAUACCAGCCCAAACGUGCAGAUGGCCUGGGCCCAGUUCUGUUCCAGAGCUUCACAGCCUGGAGAAAUCAAGGCGGUGCUCAGAUUUUUAGCAGCCGCAACCUGGAACUCCGAAAUUUCCAGAUCUAUGCUUGCAAAGAUUUUGGAAUUGACAUCGUAGAAAGCCUUGGAAACACCACUGUUGCUAACAGCUUAUUACUUGGACACCUUGGUCAAAAGGACAGUAGCUGUAUGUCAGCAGGGCUGAAAACGCCCCAAAGGCAUGAACUGUUGGUUUCCAAUACAUCUUUCAUGAACUUCGAUAUGAGCACCUGCACUGCAAUCAGCACCUGUUCUGGCUGUUACCAAGGCCAGGGCGGAUUUACAGUGAGAGCUGAACGGUUGGCAUUCCUGAAUUCACCCAACCAGGCAUCAUUCCCGUUUCCCCAUUCGGCCAUCCUCGAAGAUCUGGAUGGGUCCCUCACAGGACAGGAAGGAAGUCACCUUCUUGCUUCUAUGGACACACUUGCAGCUUCCUGCCUGGCCAGUGCUAACUUCAGUCACGCUGCUAGGGGGAGUGUUUGUGGAAGGAACGUUAUUUUUCACCGUAUGUCUAUUGGUUUAAAAGAGGCUCCAGACUUUCCUUAUAAUUUAACCGUGACUGAUAGUAAUAAUAAGACAACCACAGUCCAUUAUGUCUCUGAUACUUUAUCAAACCCCUAUGGUUGGAUGGCUCUGCUCUUGGACCAGGAGACUUACACACUGACUUUUGGUAACCCUUUUGUCAGCAAACAACUGCAGUACUCGGCUACGUUCGAUAACUUCAUUGCUGGGAAUUACUUACUGGUGGAACAUGAGAACCUCCCAUCCUAUGUUGAGGUCAUGGUGUUCUGUGGGACAAGGCCUGGUCAGCUACUCCAGUCACUUCCUUCACAUGAUCAGAACAAGGGCUGUGACUGGUUUUUCAACAGCAAAUUGGGGAAGCUAACCUAUUUAGUUACAGGUGAAGACCUAGUCCAAGUAACACUCAAAGGAGAAGAAAGAAUCCCUCUACCUGCACCAGCUCCAGUUUCUCCUCCUGACAUCAUUUUGAAAUGGUCAUUCCCUGAAUCAUGGAGUGGAGUGAAAAAAGGCUGGGGUGGAUACAACCACAGCAUUCCCGCCCCUGGUGAGGAUGUCAUCAUCUUGCCUAACAGGACCAUCCUGGUGGAUACAACUCUUCCUCCUCUGAGAGGUCUCUAUAUACUGGGGACUCUGGAAUUCCCAGUCAACUCCAGCAAUGUCCUUAGUGCCACCUGUAUAGUGGUUGCAGGUGGUGAAUUGAAAGUGGGUACUUUUCAACAUCCCCUAGAAAGAGGAAUGAAGCUAUUGAUCCUUCUUCGGGCAUCUGAGGGAGUUGAUUGUGAUCGUUUGGAUGGAAUCAGUGUCCACCCAGGAACUGUUGGGGUUUAUGGGAAGGUGCAGAUUCAUAGCGCUUAUCCUAGGAAAUCCUGGACACAUCUUGGAAGUGACAUUGCACCUGGCAAUGAAAGGAUUUGGGUCGAGGAUGAAGUGGACUGGAGUCCUGGUGGACACAUUGUCAUCAGUUCCUCCUCCUACGACGCUCACCAAGCUGAGGUGGUCACACUUAAAGAAAUAAAUGGUCAAAGCAUUAGAUUCCAGGAACGUCUCCUCCACAGGCAUACUGGGUGUUCCCAUAGCAUAGAAGAUGGCAGACGUGUUCCGUUGGCCGCUGAGGUUGGGCUCCUAACACGCAACAUACAGAUUAAGUCAGACAUGGCUUGCUCUGGGAGGCUUCUGGUGGGACGCUUCAGAAAUACCAGUGGAACAGAAUUUGCAGGUGACCUUCGGCUCUCAAACAUUGAAAUUCUGAACUUUGGACCAUCACAGCUUCCAGCCAUUGGCUUCAGUAACAUAUCUUUGGGAUCCUCAAUUAUCUCUUCCAGCAUUCACCAUAGCUGUGGGGGUGGCAUUCAAGCAGUGACAAGCAGUGGAAUCUCAUUGCGUGACAACGUGGUGUUCAACACGGUUGGCCCUGGCAUUGACUUGGAAGGCCAAACCCAUGCUCUCAUCAGGAACCUUAUCAUUCUCAGCAAGCAGCCAGAGGGGUUACCAAACUGGGUUGCUGGCAUCAAAGUGAACAAAAUAGAUGGCUCUUACCUGCUUGGCAAUGUCGUGGCAGGUUCGGAGCGUAUAGCCUUCCACAUCAGAGGUCAAGAAUGCUUCCUAGCUGGAGAGUAUUGUGCUGAAAAUGUGGCCCAUUCAAGCCUUCAUGGUGUUCAUUUAUACAGAGGAGAUGGGUUUCAAAACUGCACCAAAAUCACUGGUUUUCUGUCCUACAAGAAUUACGACUAUGGAGUCAUGUUUCAGCUUGAGAGCAGUGUAGUGAUGGACAAUAUGAUGCUAGUAGACAAUGCUGUGGGUGUUCUGCCAGUGGUGUACAGCCCAUCUGCUAAGCAGUAUCGUUUGGGGAAAAAAUACAUAGAACUUAGAAACUCUGUCAUUAUUGCAACAAGCUCAACUUUUGACUGCAUUAAAGACAGGAUCAUGCCCCUUUCAGCUAACUUGACUUCCAGGGAUCGAGCUCCAUAUUAUCCUCAGAGAGGGCGCGUUGGGAUUCUGUGGCCUUCAUUUGCCUCUGAACCAAGCCAGUGGCCUGAUAAUCCAUGGCACAAAAUAAGAAAUUAUGCAGCAGUAUCAGGAAUCAUGAAGCUACAAGAAGUCACCUUUACUGGUUUUACGAAGAGUUGCUAUAGUGACGACAGAGAUGUCUGCAUUAUGUCAAAUCCUGACAGCGUCGGCAUCAUGUACCCAAUCACAGCAGAGAUGACAAGGAUGUUACAUGUCCAUGAGCAGAAUAAGUUCUACUUUCAUACAUUGGAAACAAGUAUCAAUGGAUCCAAGGACUUUGAAUAUCUUGAGAUGAGAUGUGAAGGCUCAAGAAAGGCUCUCUUCAAGGAUCUGGAUGGAAGUGCCCUGGGCCUACAGCCACCUGUGUCAGUUUUCCCAAAGUCUAAGUCUGAAUGGACAGAGUCCUGUUUGCACGCUGGCAUUUACAGAGAAGACACAAAGUGCAUCUACAAGCCCUCUACGCAAGGCUACUUCUGCAAAGACACAGACCACGCACUCGUGAUCCUAGAAAGCUUGGACACUGAAGCAGACGGAAGGAGGUCGUCUCCAGUGGUAUCGGUGACUGGCAGUUUUGUGGAGGCUUUCAGUAGUGGAGUUUCACGUGUAUCUUGCUGUCCUUCAGAACAUCCACCAGCUUUCUAUUCGGUCUUGCCAUCCAACAAGCUGACUAAGGUUUGCUUCACUGGUCUAACGCCUCCGAGCUUAAGACUCCGCCUCAUCAGUGGUCAGAAUUCUACCAGACUUCUCAUAGCCAUCUUCUACGAUGAACCCCGUAGCCUUCACGUUUUCAUGAACGGGAAUUACAUUCCACUAGCCUCAUCUUCUUCCAGCACUUUCUUAACUAAGGCCAUGGCAGGCGCCCACUCCUUCAGCUUUGAGAACAACCUUCUCUACAUCCUCCUUCAUGGAGAUGACCCCAUAGAAAUAUACACCAGCUUUUCCCUUCACACUGCUUUUACCAUUGCUGAGACCAUUGGAGAGGAGGGUCAGAGAAGGGUGGUCCAUCGCCUGGCUGAUUUCUUGCAGAUUGGACGGGACUAUGUCAGAAUAGUUCAGAGUGCGCCAGGGAGCGAGAGCACGUUAAAGGUUAUCUCAGACAAUGUUGGCAAGAAGACGCGUGAGUGCCCUCCCAUGACACCUUGUACAGCCUUUUCUAGCAGGGCUGGCUGGGAGAAAACCCAGACAGGAGCAGCAAGCGUUUGGGUUCUGCAGUCAUCUCAUGCGGCUACCCCAUUGAGAGUGCUGAUCAUUGAAAUUGGAGAGCCACCAGGCCUUUUCAGAAAUAAGCUUGUUCCCUCCUUGUCGAGAGACAGGUUGAAGAGCUUGGCCAGCACUGUUAUCAACGCUCAGCAGACUGGAGAUCUUCAGCGAGCCCUGGAGUUACCAAUUGAUACUUUAAUGGUGACACAGUCUGCUUUGUCAUCGCCACUAGGGGGCAGUGCCGGAAAUGGAAGCAGUCUAACUCCUGGAGGCUGCCUGUAUGUGAGGCCCUAUAAUAUCUCUGUCCUGGUACAGCCGUCUGAUGGAGAAAUGGAGAAAGAGCUUCCUGAACAGCCACAAAUUAUUUUUUUGGAUAAGCAGGGUCGGAGAGUUGAGGCAUUAGGUCUGCCCUCAGAGCCAUGGGUCAUGACAGCCUGUCUCAAGGGCUCUUCGGAGGCUGUGUUGAAAGGGCACACCAGAGUAGAGGUUCGAGAUGGACGGGCUAGCUUUACGAACCUGGCAAUCUCCAAUUCAGGCUCAAACUGGUACCUCAUUUUCACUGUUAUUUCACCUCCAGGUGCUGACUUCACUGUUGAGUCCCAGCCAUUUACCAUCUUCCCUAUCCCCAAGGGAGAGAAAUCCAUCACGGUCCUUGCUGCUGUGCUGGGCUCAGUGGCUUCAGUGCUAGUUAUGGGUCUUCUUGUAUUCUGCUGGUCCAAGAAAAGCAAAAGUUUCAAAACAAAGAUUGAACAGGCUAAUGUACCACAAGCAAAGAGCAAUAUGAAAUCCUCCCAGAUCCCGCCACAGCAGCGUUCAACUCGUGCCAAUCUGCACCAUGCCCGGGAAGAGAACAAAAGAGACAUUGCUGGGAUAGAAGGAGAUAUGGAAGCAAAUGGAGUACCAGGAAACACCGCGAGACAGAUAAAGGAGUUGCAUCAACAGACGGUUAAAGCCAUGUCAAUGCGGAAGAUAAGUACUGUUGAACAUAAAAGGAAGAGUAGAGAGAACUUAUCCAUGACUAGGAAACAUGACAGCAGCCGUCCAUUACAUGGAAGAACAGCUCUGUGGGGUUCUCUGGAACUUCAGCAGCAUGGCGCCAAGGAGUUCUGUGACUGGAAGGAUACCCAUCAGCAGCUGUUUGCUUGCACCCGUGGAAAAGAGAUGGGAGGAGGGGAACCUGUGCCCCAGAAUGUGAACAGAGAGAGGCAGGAGACUGCUGUGGGAUCUUGAGGAGAUGUGUAAGGGAAAGGAUGAGCUGUGGCACCAUCAACAUGAAACAUUUUCGGGAAGGGAAUCUAUUGGAACAUGGGAACUUGAGAUGCUUCUUCCACUAGUGUGGUCAGAAAAAGCAUGUUAGCACUGGACACUUGCAAACAUUUUAGGACAGUUAACAGUGAAGACAUGUUCUUAGUGGUUAAAGCAGUACAUCUUAUCUGUCUAUCAUUUGUUAUCCUGCUCUCCUUAGUCCCUGAUUUAGCAAAGUACUUAAAUCCAUCCCUAUUCAGAAAAGCAGGUGCAUAUGUACCACUUCAUUGUGGCUUAAGCAUAUGCUUCAGUACUUUCCUGAAUAGAGAUGGAUUUAAGCAAUGGCUUAAAACUCAGAAGCUGCUCUGCUGAAUUGGGGGCUUACCCUGUGAACCCCUAAGGACAGCAGCCUUCCCUUCUUGAAUGUUUGGAAAUACCUAGCACAUCAUGGCCACUGCCAUUAUUGUUAAUAAUAAUAAUGAACUGGGAGGCUGGUCUGAUUCAUAGAUUCUAAGCCUUGUGAUCAUCUAGUCCAGGGAUCGGCAACCUUUGGCACAUGGCCCAUC